AUGACCAUAGUCACAUUGAGGGAAGAUGUGAAAAGUAAAGAACGUGUAGUUGAAGAGCAAACUAUUGUCGCGCAGCCCAAGAAUGUUCAAGUCGAACAGGCUGGAGACGGGGCAUUGAGCUUGACGUGGGAAGACGCAGAGGGAGACAAGGACGGGAAAGAUGUGAAGGAGAAAAGUAUUGCCGUUAGCUGGACAAUUGCUCCUGGUGAGGUAGACAAGUAUAUUCUACACAUAUCAGACAAAUAUCGGACAUGGGAGCACCCAAGUGAAGUGGACCAUUACGGGAUAAGCAUUUCCCAUUCUGGAAGAGAAAUAAGACGAUAUGUGAUGUCUCCCUCGUCAAGAGAGUACCUUUUCGAGAACCUAACCCCCGGCAGGCUGUACACACUUUCUUCACCCGACCAACGUUCGGUGCAAAUUAAUGACCUAUUAACCGGGGGACGUCUAUACGAGCUAGUCGUAGUAGCUGUAAGUGGGGAUAGGAGAAGCCUGCCUACCAGGACAAAUCAUCGCACAAAAGUUCACAGACCUGAAGGCCUUCACGUCGCUGACGUCAAAUUGCAACAAAUCACCAUCACAUGGGAGCAUGCACCGGGAGAUAAAGACGCGUACACUGCAGCUGUAUUUGACACUACACGUCAAGACAGAACUCCAAAGAGCAAGAGUGAUGUAUCUGCCACCGCCUUGGUUCUCGAACAUCGCUUCAGUGCUUUGGUACCCGGCCGAGAGUAUGAGAUAUUGGUCACAACUAUCAGUGGAGGGGAUACAAGCGAACCAGACAAACGGAUAGUAAGGACAAAGCCCCUCCGCCCGGUAAAUGUUAGGACGUCGGCCGUGGACUCCGGAAUCAAGGUGGAUUGGUCAGAACCAAGCGGUGACAAAGACGAGUAUUUACUGGAGAUUUCGCCUAGCGAAGACAAUGAGGUUGAGGAAACUAGCAUUCGAAUCACGUGGCGUAAACCAGACUGCCACAUGGACAUGGACUGUUAUCAUGUUUCAAUACACCCAGCAGUCGGCGUAGAGAAUGCUAUUGGUGUGGUAGAAAGAGAGAAACCUUUAGAGUAUACUUUCAAAAAUUUAACUUCAGGUCGCAAGUAUACACUAAGCGUGGCAACCGCUAGUGGUGGAGACAGGAGCGAUCCUGUCACCACCAAAAAAAGAACAACU
Messenger RNA from Branchiostoma belcheri (Belcher's lancelet), 1167 nucleotides. Its product is annotated as receptor-type tyrosine-protein phosphatase beta-like. Gene Ontology annotation, molecular function: protein binding. The transcript is spliced from 5 exons. The annotation marks the transcript as partial. The record is from RefSeq and is a predicted model, not a curated record. NCBI's taxonomy places the organism in Eukaryota, Metazoa, Chordata, Leptocardii, Amphioxiformes, Branchiostomatidae.